AAGGAGAGGCCCCGCGUACGUCAAAAACGUCGAGUCGUGUGUGUAAUGUAAAUUUUUCAAUCCCCCAAAGUUUGAACAUUCGCGAGCGCUCAGUGCGAUUCUGCAAUGUGUAUAUUUCGUGUAUUAUUCUAGUGCGAUUUGAUUGCCCGUGUUAUUUUUCCUGUAAAGUGCAUUGAUUGGCCCCGAAAUCCUUACGAAGCAGUGCGUGUCCAUUAGGGCCAAAAGUGAGAGUGAAAACGCAAGAAUACGAAUGUCGAUACCUCCGUCGUCGUCCACUUUUGGCUGCUGCUGCUACUACUGCUGAAAAGCGGUCCUCGUCCUCGCCCCUACUGCUGCUGCUGGCGCUGUUUUGGGGUGCGAAAGGCAGGCUGCGAACAGAAGAACGAAAAUGUCGGAAAUGAAACGUGUGACACUGACGUCGAUUAGUGAUGUGGUGAGGAAGAGUCCUUUUGGCGGUGCACUGGAUCAAAACACGGAGAGCAUUUUCUCCGGUGCAUUCGGCGGGGGUGGCGGAUCGGCCUCUUCCGGCGGAGGAGGCGGCAAGAAUGGCACCGCUGGCGGCAAGCCACGGAAAACCGUCCGGCUGGAGAUGGCACUGUUCGAACCGACGGCGCAGAACUUCCCCGAGUUUAACUUCUCCAAACUGAUGCAUGAGGAGCAGAAACGGCAACGCAAAGUGGAAAAGAAGGCCUCCACCACUCCGAAUGGGUUCCUGUCGGACGCGGACAACGACGACGACGUUGCCCGGAUCGCGCGGGAACUGGAGAAGAAGUACGGCUCCGGUCCGGCAUACAGCAGUUCCGGCAAGUCUGCCCGCCCCUCGCAGCUGGACAUCUACGACCGAGGAGCAGGCUACGACGAAGAGGAUUCCUUCAUCGACAACACGGAAGCGUACGAUGAGCUGAUUCCGGAGGAGGUGGAAACGGUCGGCGGAGGGUUCUACAUCAACUCCGGGCAGCUGGAGUUUAAGACGCUUUCGAACUUUGAACGACCGGAAGAUGCCGUUCGGAUGCCGAAGCCGAAGAAGCGACUGUUGUCGUCUUCGAGUGAAAGUGGCAGCGAAGAAGGGGAGAAGGAGGAAGAAAAGAAGAAGGAAGAAUUGGGUAGUGCGACGAGUGGGGCGGAAAGUGGCACCGGGAAGAGCGGCAAGGCGGAGCGGUUGAAUGGACAUGUUGGGAAAAAGCAGAAGAUGACUAACGAGAAGAUGGAGCGAAAGUUACAGGAAAAGAAGAAAAAGAAAAAGGAAGCCAAGGAAGAUAAGCAAGGAGAGAAAGAGAUCAAGGUGGUCAAGACGAUUACAGUGAAGGACAUGCUGAGGGCAAAGCGGGAUAGUAUGCGGAAGAUGGAACAGGAGAAGAAGGGAAGGAGUAGUGCACCGGUUUCCAGCUCGGAGGCGGAAGAGGAUGGCGAUGAUGAAGAAGAAGACGAUGAGGAAGAAGGAAGCGACGCGAGCGAUAGUGACUCGAGUGGAAGUGGAUCGGAAGAGUCGGAGAGCGAUAGCGCAACAGGUAGCGAACAGGAACCGCCCAAGGUUAACGGUGAAGAGGAUAUCAAGAAACAAAUUGAUGUUCGGUUGCCGGAUAAUCUGCCGGAUCAUUUGCUGCAGGAUUUGAACGAUUUGAAGGAGAUUGCGAAUAAGUCGAGUGGUAAGUUCAAUUUCUUCGACACAACGGUUGCUGAUCUGCUGCUGCAGAUCGAUGUGAGUUCUAGAAUGUGCGGCGGAAGUGCCCGGAAUUCCAUCUACAAACACUUGGAGGAACACCUGCACGUGAGUCGGCAAACUCUAAUGAUCAAAAUAAAGAAAAUUCGCAUUAGAAAAGAGGACAACAAGGUAAAGAUAGCUCUCGACAAGCUUGAGAGUGCGGUAACGGAACUGAUGCCGAAAAUCAUCACGAACUACGAAGCGGAGAAGCAGAAAGCAAUCGAACUUCGCAACUCACUGCCCACCGGUGAAAAUGGAGAGAAACCGGAAAUCAAACAUCCAAAGAAGAAAUUUCCAUGGAACGACCAUUUGCGUGGUUUAUUGUUCGCUAUUGCCAGCAUCCGGAAACAGUCGUUCGUCAUUCUCCGGCCCAGGAAGGAAACGGAGGAAGAGUUCAUCCAAAGCUAUCUGCGGAAGCAUGUCGUACCCCUGUGGCCUUGUGGAUGGAUAAAGUUUGAAGAUCUCCAGAAGGAACUGGAUAGGCGAAAAAAGAACGACAUCAAAGCUGCCAACAAAGAGACCAAAAAGACUGUCCAUCUGUCCAGCGCUACCACAGCAGAACUUCCAUCACAGGCACUUGCCAAUGGUCCAGGAAGCAAACCGGAUUCAGUGUCUUCAUCACCUUCGGUUAAGCCUGCCGGGUCCAAACCGGAGGAUAAGAAAACGAUUCGUCCUCCACAAUCUUCGCCGGUGGUGAUGGCGGCGGCUAGUCCUUCGCAACCUCCCGCCAGCACUUCUCCAGCUGCCACUAAGAAAACUUCCGAUCACAGCAUAAUCAACAUCAUCAGUUCGCCACCGAGCAAAACUAGUUCCUCGCAACAUUCCAGUCAUUACCAAUCUCAGCCGUCACCCCAACCGCCCCGACCUCAAUCGCAACCGCCUCGCCAGUCUGCCAAUUUUGACGAAGAUCUAAUCCAAACUUCCGUCAUCAACCUGGAAGCGGCUCACAGUGCUUCGAAAUCCUCUCCUCAUCCGAUGGAUUACCGAAUCAACUCCCCCGCCCUGUCGUCAGCUUCCUCGGCGUCCUCCUCCCGAAGACAAUCAUCCUACCAGGAGCAACCACCGAUGGCACACAGCAAUUCAACGUCCGGCAACUCGAAUCUAAACAACCGAAAGGGAAGCAAGAGCCUGGACGAUGACAGCGAUAGCAGUAUUGAAAUCGUUGGAGAGUACAACAUGGGCGAAAAGAAGCCUGACCUAGCUCUGAACUUAGCUCUCCCUUCAAUCAACAAAGACAAGUACAAAAAGGCGGCCCCUCCCGUCAAAAGUAGUAACCGACCUAGCAGCGAAAGUGGAGCAAGCACUUCCGGCGGUAUCAGAGGAUCUCCAAUGAACAUCAACAAUAACAAUAACAACAACAACAACAACAACAAUGUUUUCGAAAAAGCCACCAAAUAUCGCCAUUCGCCUUCUCCUGCCACCUCGACGGCGACGACGACGUCGACAUCGGCCAUGAAGACCAACGCCACGGGAAAUUUCGCUCUGCCUACCUCUGUGGCUAGUCUGAUGCAGGACAUGAAGUCGAAUUCCCACGCUGUUGCAUCCCGGAUGUCGUCUGCUCCCAGUGAGCUGGACGUGUUGCGGAUAAUGAAGGAAUUGCACGAACUGCAGGCCAUUCAGAUCAGUUCCAGCAGCAAGGCUGCAGCCAAACACGGCAGCAGUCACAACAAUCGCGGCAAUAAUAAUAGUCCCAAACCCACACACUCGUACGGUCCCAAGCCAAAGCAGCAGGAUGCAGCAGGAUCCGCUUCCAACUAUCAAACCCCCAAAUCAACGGCUGCCUCGCAGCAACAGAAGCAACAACAAGCUCAUCAUAAGACUCCCCCGGUUCCCAGUAUGAACGGCGCCACCAGCAACCGGCCUGGCGCUACAACCGCGAGAGUACUGAACCCGAUGGCGAUUGAGAGAGCGCGCAAAAAUCCGCCACAUCAAAGGGAAUAAUGUUAGUCGUUCGGAUAAUCGUUGUUGUUUGUGUGUUAUUUAAGCCGUCGUCGAAAGAAAACACAUGUUGUACACAUUGAUGAAAAAUUUAGUUUAGUCCAACCUGCAGAAGAGAACGAAAGAAAAUUAGCUCUAUCACAUAGUUUACAGAGAAGGAGAAUCAAAUAGAACAGUAACCAGUGUGUAGUAAGACCCGUUAGCAGCAGGAUUGUCUGAGAGAUUGUAAAAAUAUAUAAAUAAUUGAAACAUACAAACAGAUGUCGAAAUUUUUUAACAUACACGUUUAAGUACGUAGUCAUAGGAUAAAGGUAAUGAUGGAGGGAGACAACAACUGUUUCCAUCCUUUUAUUUCAAGAAGACUUGUGUUUAUAGGUUAAUUAAAACUAUUUGGUUCAUUUGUUUGAUUUUAGUCUAACGUUACUUUGCUCUUCAACUUCAUUUCGAAUUGUAAACUGUAAUCAAACAAUGGCAAAUUAUCCAACACGGUUACAAAAGUAUAAUGUAGUUGGUAUAACAAAAAAAAAACUUCGAACGAAGUUAAUGCGUAGCAAUAAGAAAAGGAGUAAGUAAAUAAAGGUCAAAAGCCAUUUCUAAUGAAAUCAAAGCAUA
Messenger RNA from Ochlerotatus camptorhynchus, 4252 nucleotides. RefSeq names its product yemanuclein (gene yem). The record is from RefSeq and is a predicted model, not a curated record. The coding region runs from base 389 to 3643 and encodes 1084 amino acids. Lineage: Eukaryota; Metazoa; Arthropoda; Insecta; Diptera; Culicidae. Gene Ontology annotation, cellular component: nucleus. Gene Ontology annotation, biological process: chromatin organization. The transcript is spliced from 4 exons.